UUUAAAAAGGAACUAAUGGCCACUCGUUCCCAUUCAUCACAUAUGCUCGAGCGAGACCAAAAGAAGAAGAACAUAGAGAAACUUUUCGAGGAGAAUCAGAAGGUGACGAACGGCGACCAAGCUCUUAGAGAGAAGAUGACGACGGGUGCAACGAUGGAGAUUGAGGAAGUGACGGGCGGCCGCCAAGCGUUGCCUCUCCUCUCGCUGAACCACGUCUCGUUGAUGUGCCGAUCCGUGUGGGACUCGGCGAGGUUCUACGAGGACAUUCUGGGCUUCGUCCUCAUCAAGCGCCCUUCUUCUUUCGACUUCAAUGGAGCUUGGUUAUACAACUAUGGAAUAGGGAUACACUUGAUUGAGAACCCAUCAGUUGAGGAAAACGACGCCAUCGAUGAGCCACGUCCGAUCAACCCCAAGGACAACCACAUGUCUUUCCAAUGCACGGACGUGGGGCUAGUGAAGAGGAGACUAGAGGAGAUGGGGGUGAGGUACGUGACCGGGGUGGUGGAGGAAGCCGGGGUGAAGGUGGACCAAGUCUUCUUCCACGACCCCGACGGGUACAUGGUCGAGAUCUGCAACUGCGACAACAUCCCGAUCCUCCCCAUCUCCUCCUGCCCGUUCAAGCCCAAGCUCGGGAGCUUCGGCAAAGCGCCCACGAACAGCUGCGGGUUCAUGGAGACCAUGAUGAUGGAGAGCCUCAGCAUGGACAUCAUGAACUUCUCCUUUUGAGAGCUCAAGUUCCAACAAAGGAAAAGACCAGUGGUGACUGAAGGAAGAAGCAGCAGCAAAUACAACAUGCUUUAAUUUUGAUAGUUUGCUCGAAAUUUAAGUACUUUGUCAAGUUGUUUUCCAAGGUUUGUAAUACCAAAGGACCUAAAGACUCAUGAGUGUCAUAAAUUGGUUGUUGAAGGGCUUAAGGGUGAUUAAUUAUCACAUGUUCCUCUUCUAC
Molecule: messenger RNA, 946 nt
Organism: Rhodamnia argentea
Lineage: Eukaryota; Viridiplantae; Streptophyta; Magnoliopsida; Myrtales; Myrtaceae
Product: glyoxylase I 4-like
Exons: 3
Coding region: 16-726 (236 amino acids)
Source: RefSeq, a predicted model, not a curated record